UUCAGAGUCUGGGGCGAAACAAGAAAACAAACAUUCAAAUCCAAAACCACUUCUCACCUAGAACCGAGCUGAAUGCACUUGUCCAAUGAGCUGCAAGGAGAUAAACAAAGCGCCUGAGAUCUCAUGGAAAAACUGCCCAGAUGAUCUGGUGUGUGAAGAAGAGCUAUUUUUUGCCAUUGCCAAAUGCACAGAAGAUUCUGUAGAAACAAGCAAGGCAACGACAAACAUUUUGGAGCUUCAAGACAGCUUGGAAGAAGGCCAGAUGAACAACUGUAAAGAAGGCCCCCUUCCCAACAAUGGCAUCUCAACAAGCCAAAGCUCCUUGCAGUGCCACUUUGUCAGCCUGAAGCAGCAGAUCGCCCAGCAGAAGGCAGAGUAUGAAGCGAAGGUUUUCAGCCUAGAGCAACAGAACAAAGAAUUACAGUUAGAGAUUAAAGAUCUGCAUUCAAAACUGGGACAGCAACGGAAGUGGUAUCAUUUGGUGGAAAUUAAAAUGCGCAAUGCGGAGAGGGCACAUGAAGAUGCAGAGAGAAGGAAUCAACUCCUUCAAAAGGAAAUGGAAGAAUUUUUUGAUACUUUUGGAGAACUGACAAAUGAAAUAAAGACACCAGAGCAAGCUGCUCAACAGUUUUAGAUGCUCAUUAGCCUGAAAAUGAAACAAUGCCUUCCAAUUACAAUUCAAAUGCAAAAGGUAAAAAAUCCUGGACUUUUUCUUUUUAAAGUAAUAUAAUCAGAGCAUUAUAAAAGAUUCUU
Anolis sagrei ordinatus is the source of this 753-nucleotide messenger RNA. Its product is annotated as rho GTPase-activating protein 24-like. The record is from RefSeq and is a predicted model, not a curated record. NCBI's taxonomy places the organism in Eukaryota, Metazoa, Chordata, Lepidosauria, Squamata, Anolidae.